AUCUGAGACGUCCAUACCCAGAAAGACCUGAAGAUGUUCGCAGAGGAGGACGUGGACUAUGAGGCACUCCUGCCUGUGGACGCGCCCCAUGCGCCCCGCAACCGCCGACGCCGUCUGCAGCGCAUGGACGUUGCCUUAUUGUCCGUGAUCCUGUUCGUCGCGUGUUAUGUGGGGGUGCGGCCGCCAGCACUGCGCGUGUCCAAUCCAUUGCUGCUACCAAAGAACAGCAAAUUCCAGUACUUGACAUACGAUGACAUCGACGCAACUAAGCGCCAGUCAGGCUACAGCGUCACAUACUCACCCCGAGGUUUCGAGAUUGACGGCAAGCAGACGCUGCUGCUCGGAGGCUCCAUCCACUACCCGCGCAGCUCUACAGGCCAAUGGGAGCAGCUACUGCGAGAGGCCAAGCGAGACGGACUCAACCACAUCGAGAUGUAUGUGUUCUGGAACUUGCAUGAGCAAGAGCGCGGCGUCUUCAACUUCGCAGGGAACGCCAACAUCACGAGGUUUUACGAGCUGGCAGCUGAGGUGGGACUAUUCUUGCAUGUGCGAUUCGGUCCGUAUGUGUGUGCCGAGUGGAACAAUGGAGGUCUGCCCGUGUGGCUCAAUUGGAUUACAGGAAUGAAGGUGAGAUCGAGCAACGCUCCCUGGCAGAGGGAGAUGGAGCGGUUUAUUCGGUACAUGGUGGAGCUGUCAAGACCUUUCUUGGCGAAAAAUGGCGGGCCGAUUAUCAUGGCACAGAUCGAGAACGAAUUUGCGAUGCAUGAUCCAGAGUACAUUGAGUGGUGUGGAAAUCUUGUCGAGCAGUUGAAUACGUCGAUCCCUUGGGUUAUGUGCUACGCCAACGCAGCUGAGAAUACUAUUCUCUCGUGUAAUGACAAUGACUGUGUCGAUUUCGCCGUGAAGCAUGUCAAGGAGCGCCCGUCCGACCCACUUGUGUGGACAGAGGAUGAGGGCUGGUUUCAGACCUGGCAGAAGGAUAAAAAGAAUCCAUUGCCAAAUGACCAGCGCACCGCUGAAGACGUGGCGUAUGCUGUUGCUCGGUGGUUUGCAGUUGGAGGAGCUGCCCACAAUUACUACAUGUACCACGGCGGCAAUAAUUACGGCAGAGCUGCGUCGGCUGGAGUGACUACGAUGUAUGCGGACGGAGUGAAUCUCCAUUCCGACGCACUCAGCAAUGAACCAAAGCGCAGUCACUUACGAAAGCUUCAUGAGGCUCUGAUUGAGUGCAACGACGUCUUGUUAAGCAAUGAUCGACAAGUACUGAACCCCCACGACCUGCCUCUUGAAGACGGGCAAAUAAUGCAGGCUUCUUCUCAGCAACGAGCUUUUAUCUAUGGACCAGAAGAUGGACCAAACCAAGUGGCAUUUUUGGAGAAUAUGGCCAACCAGAGUGUUCGGGUGACGUUUACUGGCCAACAGUACCAUCUCGCGCCAUUCUCCGUGUUGAUUCUCAAAGACGGCGUUGUUCUGUUUGACACGGCAGACGUACAGAAGUCGUUCCCAGGUCGUCAACAUCGCUCGUACACUCCGCUAGUUAAAGCUAGUGCUCUUGAGUGGGAAACGUGGAGUGAGCUGAAUGUGUCGUCAACGUCUCUGAGAAGGAAGGUGAUAGCUGAUCGACCCCUUGAGCAGCUUCGGUUGACAGCAGAUCGAUCCGAUUAUUUGACGUAUGAGACCACGUUUACUCUGAAACAGCUUGGUGAUAUCGAUGACGGUGCGUCGACGGUGAAGGUGACCUCAUGCGAGGGUAGCAGUAUCAUUGUGUUCGUUGACGGCUGGCUCAUUGGCGAGAGGAAUCUAGCCUACCCUGGUGGUAAUUGCUCUAAGGAGUUCGGCUUCCACCUGCCCGCUAACAUCGACGUUGGUCGUCAACAUGAUCUGAAGUUGGUGUCUGUCAGUUUGGGGAUCUACUCGUUGGGUAGUAACCAUACCAAAGGGGUGACUGGAAGUGUUCGAAUCGGUCACAGGGAUCUAGCGCAUGACCAUCGAUGGGAAAUGUACCCGAGUCUUGUUGGGGAACAGCUGGAGAUUUAUCGUCCACAGUGGGUUGGCUCGGUGCCCUGGACUCCAGUGUCUCGUGCAUCAGAUGGAGCUGAGAGUGGCCGACAGUUGAUGAGCUGGUACGCGACGUCCUUCGUGUAUCCUACACAGCAGAGCGGGGCGCAGUCAUCCAUAGUGCUCGAUUUCCUCGGACUCACACGUGGCCGCGCGUAUAUUAACGGCCACGACCUGGGGCGCUACUGGCUUAUCAACGACGAAGGAGCCUUUGUUCAACGCUACUACCACGUCCCACGUGACUGGCUGGCUAAAGAUCGGGGGAAUCUACUGGUUGUGUUCGACGAACUGGGCGGGUCGGUCGCUGACGUGCAGCUGGUGUCCUCCACGAUGGUCCUAGACACCGCAGCGAUGGCAAUAGAGGGUAUUGAACGACCUGCUGCUGGCUUAGCGACGAUAGAUGAGUCUAGCGUCGUUGCGGUCAGCCGCGAGUGAUGGUACAAGGCGGCGAAGUUCCUGUAGAGCUAUUCUAACAAAUAUAAAAGCAAAUACGGGCUUGCUUGUCAAUCAUGGGCCACUUCAACUUGGCCG
Molecule: messenger RNA, 2589 nt
Organism: Phytophthora nicotianae INRA-310
Lineage: Eukaryota; Oomycota; Peronosporomycetes; Peronosporales; Peronosporaceae
Exons: 4
Coding region: 34-2493 (819 amino acids)
Biological process (GO): carbohydrate metabolic process
Cellular component (GO): cell wall; vacuole
Molecular function (GO): beta-galactosidase activity
Source: RefSeq, a predicted model, not a curated record